AUGAAUAAUCCUGUUUUUAUUGCUGCAAAAACAGCUUUAUCUAAAUAAUUAAAGAUUGCUGAUCCCACUGAAAUGUAUAAAUACUUUGUAACAUAUCCAAAUUUAUGUUCAAAAGAAUAAUUACAGAAAGAAAAUCCCAUAGAAAUACUAAAUAAAUUAAUAUUUUUAGGAGGAUUCCAUGAAAGAAGAAACUGUGGAACUAUAAUUAAAGAUAUGGUUGCUAAUUGCCUCAGAUAAUUUAGAAAUUUUGAGCCUGAUUUAGAUGUUUCAAAUUUAGUUCAACUAUUCUUAACAUUAAGCAAUGUUCUUUUAUAUGAUGAAAAGUUAAUUAAUUUAAUUCUUAAUUAAUUGAAACAAAAGCAAGAUCAAAUUUAAAUUAAAUAAUUACAGUCCAUUACGCAUUGUUUAUUUAAAUUAGGAAUAUAAGAUUAAUAUUGGCCUAAUCUUAUGCAUCAAAAGGUAAUGAGAUACAGUUAAGUAUUUGGAAUUUAAGAUUUAGUAUAACAUAUUCAUAUAGUUAGUAAUUAAGUUUUAUUAAAUAAUUGUUAAGAAGAAAGAUUAUUUUAAUUAUUAGAAUUAUUGCAAUAUAAAUUUUUACAUCAAAAAAAGCAUAUCUACUUAUCUAAAUUUUAAUUUUAGUAUACAUAGUUAUUAUUUAAUUUAUAUCCAGAACUAAUAAAGUAAAAUUAUGAUCAUCCUUAUUGCAAUGAAGAUAAUAAAUAUAAAAUUUUCUUUGAUUAAUUUAAGAAAGAUUAUUAAAUUUGUCGAUUGCUUCUUGAUAGAAAAGUAAAUAGCAUAACAGUGGAUUAUUUUGAAAAUGAUAACUUUCCAAAUUUAAUAAGAAUCAAGGAUGAUGUAAUUGAAAAAAAAAAAUCAUUAUUUGAAUAAAAUAUUGAACAAUUAUUAAAGAGUUUGAAAUUGCAUUAUUAAUAACAAAAAAAAAUAUGCAUUUACGAGAUUGAUUUUUUUGUGGAGAACAAAUUUUUAUUAAAUUGUAAUGGACCAACUCACUAUAUUUAGAAUUUAGAUAAAGAAGUCUUAAGAAUAUCUCCUAAUUUUUUAAUGUAGCAAAGGUAAAAGAUAAUACUUAAAAAAAAGACAUUUGGGACAACUAGAUAAUUAUCAAAUAAUAGACUUAGAUUUUUAUAUUUGGGACAAAUACGAUACAUCAGAUAAAUAUACCUAAGAGUUUAAGAAAUUGUUAAAUUUAAUGUGA
Molecule: messenger RNA, 1216 nt
Organism: Paramecium sonneborni
Lineage: Eukaryota; Ciliophora; Oligohymenophorea; Peniculida; Parameciidae
Source: the annotation of a GenBank genome assembly